UCAUAGAAACCAUCAACCCAUCAACUGCAUUAUUUACCAAUUUUUACUUAUUUGCUUUCUUGUUUAUUAAGCGUUAUUUUGUAGUAAUAUUUUAGAUAGAAGCUCUCAAGAUGGAGGAAGAAGAUGAGGAAACCUUCGGGGAGCUGAUGGCGGUGGCCUCGGAGACCACGGAGGCUGAGAAGGAAUAUGAUCAGAUCCUAGAGGCUCUGCGCGAGGACGAUGCCCUCAAGCACAUUGCGGACGUGGUCACCAAGCUGUACGACUGCUACUACCAGAAGAAGGGCGAGAAUAAGAAGCAGGCGCAGGAGCUGGAGGCUAUUCAGGCUCGGAUGGAUAGGUUUGACGACACGGUCACCGACUACCAGGCUGAGAUCAGCGAGCUGAACAAGACCAUCGCCGGCCUGCGCGCUGACGUCGAGGAUGCUCGUACACUAGCAGAUGCGAUGCACGCGCGUGAGCUGGCCGGCGUGGAGAGCCUCGAGACCAUGAGGAAGCUGGUCACACGGCUGGAGAAGGAACUGGAUGCCAGGAGACGCGCGGGGGAUGAUGAUGUCGGCGCAACAUCAGCAGUGAAAGAGAAGGAGAGGUUCGAGAAGGAGAUAACCCGGCUGCAGAGCGAGCUGGACGCGGCGGCGCGGCGGCUAGAGAGCGCGGUGGAGUACCAGCGCGAGCUGGAGGGCCGCGCGCAGGAGGCCGCUGAGAAGGAAGCUGCGCAAGAGGACAAACUAGAGGAAUAUGAAAACAACGCGGUGCGGACGAACAGAGUGCUGGAACAUACGAAAGGAGAGGUCAAUGAACUCAAAGCCGAGAUUGAGGCUCGCGGGAAAACCAUCGGAAUGCUCAAUGAAAAGCUAGCCAAAUCGGAAAAGCAGCUAGAACGCCGCGACAAGCAACUGCACGAGAUUCAGUCGAAGGUGGUCCAAGCGACGCAGGAGCAGCAGGCGGCGCUGGCGAGGGCGUCCCACGCUCGGGAACAACUUGAGAGACAGGCCAAGGAGUGUGAGAAGUCUAAGAAGACGCUUGGUGAUGUUAGCAAGGAGUUGAAGAUCUCAAUAGACGACAACAACAGACAGCGGACGGAGAUUGCGAAGUUGAACAAGAACUUCGCGACACAAGUGAAGAAGUACCAGCUGCUGGAACAAGCUAAGGCCACUUCUGAUGCGGAGAGGGACCGUCUCCGCCAGCAGAUCACGGUGAUGGAGCGCGAGAUCAUGAUGAGCAAGAAGCAAGCCGAGAGCGACAAGAGAGAGAUAGAGAACCAGCAGAGAGAGAAGGAUAUACUGAAUAACAACAUGCAGAAGAUGCAGACGGAAGCCCAGGAGAACCUCCAGUCACUCCAUCUGCAGCAGCAGCGGCGGAAGCAGCUGGAGCACGAGCUGGAACUGCUGCAGGCGCAGAUCAACAAGCAGAGGAUCGCCGCGAGGCAGAUGGAGAAGGAGAAGGAUAGGAUGCUGGAAGAAACCAUCGCACUUAACGAGAAGGUCGAUGAUGUAACAGACGAGGUGCGUCUGCGCAUGGCCGACAUCGUGGACCUCAAGAAAGCUCUCCGUGAAGAGGAGACCCGAACGAGGCAGCUGUCCGCCUCGCUGGAGACCGCUAGAGCUGACAAGAACAUGUUGCACAAGAACUACACGGAGGCCAACACGGAGCUGACGGACGUGAAGCUCAAGAUGAAGAUGCUAGCCUACCAGAUCGAGCAGCUAAAAGAAGACAUCAGCGGCAAAGAAGUCGGGCUCCGCUCCACCGAGGCCUCUCUCUCGAAGUGCAACAAGCGCGUGGAGGCUCUCAGGGUGGAGGUGCAGGGAGGGGUCGCCAGGCUCGCUGAUGCGAAGGCCGAGAAUACUGCGUUAAGGCAGGAAGAGGGAAGGUUGAAUAGGAUUAUACAGGAAGGCGACACAGCCAGAGCGAAGCUUUCCAAAGAACUUGAAGGUCUCCUGAACGAGCGAGACAUCAUCGGCGCUCAGCUCGUGCGGAGAAACGACGAGAUCGCACUGCUGUACGAGAAGAUCAGGAUAUUGGAGGUCACUCUGCAUAGAGGCGAGCGUCAGUACGAGCAGCGCGUGGAAGACAUACGACUGCUGCGGCUGGAGGUGCUGCGGCUGCGGAAGGAGAAGAACCUGCUCGCCAGAGGCAUAGAGAACAUGACCGACUUGCGGCUAGAGGUGUUCAACCUGGAGCGCGAGCUGGGCCGCGAGCGGCUGCGCGUGCGGGCCCUGGAGGAAGCCCUGGAGACGCCCAUCAACGUGCACCGCUGGCGCAAGCUGGGCGGCAGCGACCCCGCGCACGUGCAGCUCACGCAGAAACUGCACAUGAUACAGAAGAAAGUGCUAUCGCAAAGUGAGAUGCUGGUACAGAAAGACCGGCAGCUGAAACAAACUGAAAACCUGUACUCAGCCGUGAAGGACAUGCUGGCUCUGCAGCCGAGCCCUGAAAUUCAGCAAACAUUGAAUCGUACACAGAGGGCGCUGUCACAGAGAACCGGGAAAAUGAAGUGUCUUAUAGCGGAACUGAACAUGCGUGAGCGGCAGGUGUCCGACCUACGUCUGGACAUGGAGAGAGUGAACUCGGACUUGACCAGCUACAAGCAGAAGUAUUACGAGCUGAAGAGGGCCCUCGACGCUGACGAGGCACGGAGACUGAAGGUGCCUUCUCCCCAGGGAACCAGGAGCCCGCAGAGCAACAUCAUGACCACUAUCUGCAAAGGCGACUAGGCUACACGGACAGUAAGUAUGUAAUAGGUAGUUUGUUUUUUGUUAAAUCUAUAUUUAGUUUUUGGCGGUCGUUGACAGCCGUGUCGAGAAAUGAGACUGGAUUUUUGUACCUACAAUUCUAGUGCUUAUUUUUAAAUACUACUAGUACUUAUGUAACGGUUUUUAACGAGUCCUUGGUAGAAACGUGUCUGGCUGGUCUAAAGUAGUUUAUACUUACAUCGAAUUGGGCAGGAUCAUAAAAUAU
Messenger RNA from Plutella xylostella (diamondback moth), 2955 nucleotides. RefSeq names its product cilia- and flagella-associated protein 58. The record is from RefSeq and is a predicted model, not a curated record. Gene Ontology annotation, cellular component: cytoskeleton. NCBI's taxonomy places the organism in Eukaryota, Metazoa, Arthropoda, Insecta, Lepidoptera, Plutellidae.